AAUACCAUUUUUUUUCCACAUUAGCUGUCCUUAUUCCACACUCCAAUCAUCAUGAAGGUAGAGAAAUAAAAACCAAAGCUUCACUCCCAAGUUUGGCCUUUGAAACCCCUCCUGUAAGUUGAAAGAGACACUGUUUUAAGUGGUAAGCUACACUUUGCCUCAUUUCCCUUCAAAUUUCUCACCCUCCUUCAACCCCCAUUUCUUGCAUUAACUCAAUGCAUUUCCCUUCACCAAAAAAAAAAAAAAAUCCCCCUUUUUUAACUCUCUGUGUGUGUAAAGUUUGCUCCUUUGGGUGGCUGGAUUAUAGCUUUAUCAGCUUAUUUGCUAAGGAUUUCAACUGAGAAGAACUUUCAGGUAUUCUCCAUUACCAUUUUGAAUCUUUAUCAGCCAUGAUGGGGUGUCAAUCGAGUAAAACCAAAGGGGGUAAUGCCGAAUCGACAUCGCAAGUUAAACCGGAUUCUCAGUUAGAAGCUGAUUUGAGUUCGUACCAGGCUGCUUGUAGACAAGAUUCGACUCUGCAACAUUUUGAUGCGACUCUCCAGGAACAUACUAACAGUGUCAUCGGCACGCUUGCUGUCAGUUCGGGUGUUCAAUCGAUAUCCUUUAACACGCUCCAAGAGGUUACCAGUUGUCUUCUCGAAACAAAUCAGGCAGUAGUGAAAGUCAUUUUGGAAUGUCAAAGAGAUAUAUGGAACAAUUCAGAGUUGUUUUCUUUGGUUGAGGAAUACUUUGAGAACAGCCAGAAGACUUUAGAUUUUUGUACCAUGCUCGAAAAUUGCCUCAAACGAGCUCAGACUGAUCAGUUGAUCAUUCAAUUGGCGGUUAAGUAUUUCGAUGAAGAGGUCGGAUUAGAAAUUGGGGUCGAUGAGAAGAAAUUCGUGAAGACCUUGGAAGAACUGAGGAGAUUUAAAGCAGCUGACAAGCCUUUCCCGAAGGAGUUCUUUGUACUGUUAGAUUUGGUCCGUAAGCAGCAAGAAUCAAUGCUAGGGAAGUUGCUAGUUCGGAAAAGGAAGCUUGAUAAGAAAUUAAAAUCUUUAAAAACAUGGAGGAGAGUGUCGAAUGUCUUGUUUGUAGCAACGUUUGUCUCCGUGUUGAUUUUUUCCGUGGUGGCAGCAGCCGUAUCUGCACCACCCGUUGUGACAGCUUUAGCAAGUGCAUUGACUGUUCCUAUCGAUUCGGUUGGAAAAUGGUGCACCUCUCUUUGGAAGCGGUACGAGAAAGAGGUGAAAGAGCAGAUGGGGUUAACAACCACAAUGGAGCUCUUUGCUCGCAUUACGAUUUAUGAUAUGGAUGACCUAAGGGUGCUCGUGACCAAUUCAGAGAUUAAAAUCGAGUCAUUAUUGAAGACUGCUGAUUUUGCACUCGGUGAAGAAGAUGCGUUGAAACGUACCUGCUAGUCCAAUGUUAUAUACGGUGUUUUCAACGAUAUCUAGUACAUCGGAGCAGGUGGGGUUGUAGUUCACAUUGGAACGGUGCUAUGGAUUUUCCGUUGAUGUUACCUUUAGCAAUGGAGUAAGUUGUGAAAGUUGAAAGAGUGAAUUGAAAUAAAAAUAAAGAUUUAUUUUGGUUUUA
Molecule: messenger RNA, 1572 nt
Organism: Gossypium raimondii (Peruvian cotton)
Lineage: Eukaryota; Viridiplantae; Streptophyta; Magnoliopsida; Malvales; Malvaceae
Product: UPF0496 protein At2g18630
Exons: 2
Coding region: 390-1397 (335 amino acids)
Source: RefSeq, a predicted model, not a curated record